Molecule: messenger RNA, 2142 nt
Organism: Symbiodinium sp. CCMP2456
Lineage: Eukaryota; Dinophyceae; Suessiales; Symbiodiniaceae
Source: the annotation of a GenBank genome assembly
AUGGCUGGAGUUCCAGAGAAGGUGGUCCAAGAAGUGGAGGCCAUGAUGGGGUCGACAGCCCCAGUCAACUCCAAGGUUGACCAGAUCGUCCAGCUUCUGAGGACCCAUGGCCUUGCCCAUGACCAAGUUUUGCUUCCAAGUCAAAUCUUGGUUCAUCCUGAGAAUAGAGGACGGUCCAUGGUCUCGUAUUUCGACGUAUGGUCCAAAGGAAGCCAAAUGUGCAGUGUGGGCUUCCAGCCGAAGCUCCUGGACGGCCAGACCAUCUGCACCCAAAUGGCCACUGCCGAGACCAAGAGGCUUGCCCAAGUGCAAGCCAACCGCCAAUUGGUGACGGAGGCCAAGGGCCACCUGGCACCAGUGAGUGGCCAGGAAGGAUUCCUCUCCCUUGCAGGGAGCCACAGUGUGGCCUUCCUCCGGUGCCUGCAAGCUGGGAUCCAGGGACCAGAGGGCUACCACUGCUCCAUUGCCAAGUCGGACCCAGCAUGGCGAGCUGUCGAGCAAGGAUGGUGCUGGAUCGUGCUGGCGGCCUCCAUUGAGGAAGCCAUCCCACAACUUCCCAACUUCAUUCAGCAUGCUGCCAACUCGUCCAACUCAAUAUCCAAAGCCAUAAACGAGUUGGAGGUCGCACUCCAUGUGGCCACUGCAUUUGAAAAGGGCAUGAGCCUUUCAGAUGCCAUCCAGCAGGCCAACCAAGGAGACGUGCGAUGCCGCUCCAGCGUCCCCGCCAUCGCCAAAUUCGUCCAGAACUUCGGCGGCGGCAGCAAGGGGUUCCCACUCCUCCAUUUCCUCGCCAGUUUCUCCAAGCAAUUCAACGCCACACUGUUGGUGGGGACCGAACUGAUGUCCACCCUGGUGUCGCUAGACUUCCAUCAAGCGACAUGCAUCUUCCCGAUGCUGCGGGUGGCUGCCUGGGCGACCAUGUUGACAAGCCCCAAAUCCCAAGACGGCUUCAGCCGCAUACUCUCCACCAACGAUCUCCAGAAGCUUAAGGCACCAGGCAUGCUCGACCAAGUUACCCAAGCCGAAAGCAUGCUCCAAGAUGCCUGGAAAAUCCAACAGGAAAAUCUUGUGAGGCAGACCCACCAUUCGGCCCACUUGACCAAAUGCUUUGGUCGACUUGCAGUCAGAGUUUGUUUAUUCCUGACGAACAAACAAAAGUCAGGCCGGGAAACCAAGCACUGGCCAUCUCUGCAAGCCAUCUUGAGUGCCUAUACCAAGGAAAUCCAAGAUACCUCGACGGGAGAUGCCAGCAGUGCGGACCAUGGCAAAGCACAGACGGACAUGAAGGUCACGGAUGUCUUGGCGGCGAGCCACAAGACCAUAGCCAUGCUGCAAAACCAUCAUAUGGAAAUGGGCAAGUUGUACACUUGCAAGGACCACGGUGCCAAGGUCUUCCAGCUGACUGACUUGACGGACGACCAUGCCACCAUGACUCACAAGCCACUCUUCCAGGACAAGGAAGAAGUCCAUGUGCCCUUGCAGAAGUUGCCAACGUGGAAGGCCACCAAGGCCCUGAUGCCCAUGUUGUGCCCCCAGGAACUUGCCACGGAAGGAAUGACAGCCAAGCUUCUCUUGGAGGAGCGGGCCAGGUCGGAGGUGCAGCUGGCUCUCCACAAAGCGGCGGAAAGGCACCAUGUGGAUGCCCAGACCAUCGCUUUCGGCCAGAACCCGCAGGGGGUGUUUGCGGCCAAGGCCAUUCGCAAAACCAUUCGUUUGGUUCCACUGGGCCCGGUGAACAAAGCCAAGUCGACCGCCAAGGAAACGAAGCUUCUCAUCGAGCACGGCGGCCACAGCUGGACCAUUGGGCCAUUCCGCCAGAAUGUCCACUUCGAAGCAGACAGCCCAUGCUGCUUGAUUCCAUAUUUCUGGUGCAAGCCCACGAGCGAGCCAUCCGAGGUCACCAUGGUGCACUCCACGGUCGUCGAGUCUGGGAUUACCAUCCCCUGCUUGGAGAAUCCAGCUCCGCUGGAGCAGUGCCAGCAGCUUUUGUUCCUGGCCGCCCAUGCCGAGGCUUCCGAACCAGACCAUGCCGAGGAGGGGCCAUCAGAGGCCAACCCUAAAGCCAAAGCCAAAGCCAAGGUGAAGGCCCAGGCCAAGGCCAAAGAGCAGUCGGAGCCUCCGUCCAAGAAGGCCAAGAAGUGA